AUGUGGGCAAUGAAGAAUAUUGGAGAUACAUUUCUUCGAAAAGAUAUUAACACUCGUCAAAUAAUUCUUGGUAGUUUUUGGAGAGACGAACGGGAACAGAAUGUAGAUGGACGAUUUGCAGUCAUUCACUUUUUGGGGGAUGGAAGAAUUGAACAUCCUCUUUAUUGCUUUUCGAUUCAAGCUAAUAAUCGGUAUUUGAUCACCAGAGCAACAGUUCAACGAAUUCAUCGUGGAAAACGUGCUUCAUCUGACAUUUGUUCGUGGGCGGGACAUAUUGCAGAAUGUGAUUUGGACGUUCAUGCAAUGAAAGAAUUCAAAAUAAGUACGACACCAAAUGUUGAAGAUGCGAUGUUGGUUACACCAGAAGCGCCAUUGAGAGAAGCACGUCACGAUAUGGUUGUAUGCAUGGCACCAAUGUACAUCUACACAGAUUGGGAAAUCCUUGUAACUGGAAUCGAGUUGUGGCUUGCAAUGGGAGCAACUAAAGUAGUGGUUCCUGUUCAAUCAGCUUCAAGUGCCACGUAUCGAAUUCUUCAAGAAUACGAAAGAAAAGGAAUUGUUAUAAUCAGACAUUGGCCUAAAUGGCCUAUUAUGUCAGAUACAAAUCCAAAUGGGUUAGUUCUUUCGAGAGGAAUCGAAGAAUCUCAUGUCAACUGUUUGUUCUUUGUCAAACCAUGGGCUGAUAUUGUCGUUUUCUCUGAUAUUGACGAUUUCCUACUUCCUUUGGAUCCAUCUACAGUGUCACCUGGAGACAAUUUACAGAUUUUGAGAAAUCUAUUUGCCGAACAUCCACAAGCUGGAUCACUUCUUUUCGAACAUCGUGACGUCCAAUUCGUUCCUCCAAAUCGACAAGAAGAUCAAAGUUUGGCGAAUUUCAAUUUCGAGUUUCUGAGAAAUUCGAAAAAUAAAAUGAAUUGUAAUGUGUGGAGAAUGAAAACUCGUGUCGUUGUUAAUGCGAGUCGCGUGGAUAGUGUAAAUAUGCAUGAAACAGGAAUCCAUCGUUUCGGUUAUGUUCAAACAAGAAUUCCAUGCCGUCAAGCUCAUUUCUAUCAUCUCCGUCAUUCUCAUAAUACUGUUCCAUCUCCAACUCCAAUCAAUAUGUCUCCAUUAGCUGAUAUGCUUAAUAAACAAUGGCAAACCCGAAUCGAGUCAUUCACAAGUUUGAAAUCGGAAGUUUUGAACAAAACGAACACUGAUCGUCUUAGAAGAGAUGUUGAUUGUGUAGCUGUGGCAUCUGAAUAUGAAUUCUAUCGAUCUGGAAAAGGCUACUUCAUGAAUCCAAUCAACAUUCGUGUUCAAAAAUCGGAAGUCAACUGUGAAUCACCCGUGCCUCCAUUCACUUCUGGAAACCAUUACUUUGCUCCGUGA
Messenger RNA from Caenorhabditis remanei, 1368 nucleotides. RefSeq lists its product as uncharacterized. The transcript has 10 exons. The record is from RefSeq and is a predicted model, not a curated record. Bases 1 to 1368 code for a protein of 455 amino acids. NCBI's taxonomy places the organism in Eukaryota, Metazoa, Nematoda, Chromadorea, Rhabditida, Rhabditidae.